Spodoptera litura is the source of this 3997-nucleotide messenger RNA. RefSeq lists its product as uncharacterized. The record is from RefSeq and is a predicted model, not a curated record. Lineage: Eukaryota; Metazoa; Arthropoda; Insecta; Lepidoptera; Noctuidae.
UUUCGUGUCUGACGUUUUGAUAAAAAUAUAGAAGGUGAAUUUGGUUUUGUUUGUAGAAAUUAGUGUGUGCGUUUUUUUUUAGUGGCAUGUGCAAGUGCGGGCAAACAGUAAUGAUAAAGUAAAACUCUGUGAAUACAUAAAGUGUCUUAAUUAUUGUGUCACCUAAUUGUUACUUACAUGUGUACAGAAAAAAGGUAGCAAAAUGGGGCUCCGGAGGCGGACUAUAAUAUUAUUACUUAGUUUUUUGGAAUUUUUCGGAUCCAAACUUUCUGUUUCUGCGCAAGGAUGUUCAGUAGGGGAAGGAGGACCUAUAAGCACAUUAAUCAACGAUAUACAUGAAGGCAUUAUUUUUGAUCUGCAAACUACAGGCAUUACCGGCAUAGAGCAACACACUUAUGGUCUGAAUAUUAAUGAUCCUCCUUAUGUAGACGUGGAAUUUGAGAACUCUCGAUUUGUGAUGAGGACUAAUGAAAGGUUCUCACUAUAUGAGGAGAAUGAGGUUGAGAGAUCAAUAGUCAUCAUUGUGAGAUUCAGAUGCAGUAGCAAUAAUCAUCUUGAUGUGACCACCACGAUACAUUUGCAUGAUACGAACAAUCACGCUCCGAGGUUUAUACCGACGGAUCACUAUCAUUAUGUCCUCGAUGCACCAGUACCACCAGGGUAUCAAGUAACUGGCUGCUUGUCCGAACUAAUUGCUCGAGACGUUGACCUCACAACUGAAAGAAUUAUAUUCGAUAUUGAACAAAAUCAGUUUUUCGGAAUUACUUACAGUUCUGAACUAUCAAAUGAUCGAAGUAAGGAAUUUAUAGCGAUAGUAACUACUAAAACAUUCAUUAGAAAUUUGCCGGAAGAAAUGACAUUAACCAUAACUGCUACGGAUGUCCAUGGUACAGAAGGCGAAGGGUCACAUACAACAAGUGGUAAAAUUACUAUUAAAGGUAAUACAAAUUUCGUGCUGCCCAACGAACCAGUAUUUUCUAAAACUAUAUACAAUGGAAUUUACACAGCCGCUGGCCAAGUAGAACUAGAAGAAUUCAUAUCUCUACAAAAUGGUUAUGACGACCUCGUGCGUUUUUCUGUUGAAGAAACUUACAAGAUCAAUUUUAGGCUUGUCAAACUACCAAACCAGGUAAAUCAGAUUAUGAUAGAAGUACUGGUUCCACUAGAAGAAGAUAUUCUCUUACAAGGAAGCAUCGCUAUAGAAAUAAUAGCGGAACGAGAAUUUACUAGCGGAGCUUCAGCAACAGUGAUCUUGCAGUUACCUCAAGUGGAUCCUGUGCAAUUCGAAAGCGCCCACUACGACGGUAAAAUUGAAAACAACAACCUUCGUCUCUCGCCGCUGUUGCUCAGUCAGGGUUACGAACAUUCCGUUGUGACAGCCAGCUUCGUACAGAGCGAAUAUUCUGCAUUCUUCAGUGCCGUCGUUCAGGACAACAUAGUCACAGUGUCAAUGACAGAAUUAGAUCAGACUGCUAUAGACCAGAACAGCUUCAUCAACCUUCAGAUAGUAGCCACUGCUAGGAGCAGCACCGCGACUGCCGUCAUCACCCUGGAGAUUAUUAAAGACGACAAUAUUACUCCAGUAUUCGAGAAGCCAUUUUACACCGGGACCUAUGAUCCCAACACCCCGACCGGUUUGGCUGUUCAGCCAAUAGUAUUCACACAGGGUUACGAUGGAGUUGAGUCUGUGGUUCUAAGAGGAGAUCACGAAGUAUUCUUCAGAGCGACGCAGGAGGGACCUGUCGUUACAGUACACGUGUCCACUAUCCCGGCGGAACUGUUUGACUUGGGCCGCAUUGUACUAUCCUUGGAAGCCACGAAACCAAGGACUGUGGGGGCCAAAGCUACACUAAUCGUCACCCUACCCACAGUGGUUCCUGUGCAAUUCGAAAGCGCCCACUAUGACGGUAAAAUUGAAAAUAACAACCUUCGUCUCUCGCCGCUGUUGCUCAGUCAGGGUUACGAAGAUUCCGUUGUGACAGCCAGCUUCGUACAGAGCGAAUAUUCUGCAUUCUUCAGUGCCGUCGUUCAGGACAACAUAGUCACAGUGUCAAUGACAGAAUUAGAUCAGACUGCUAUAGACCAGAACAGCUUCAUCAACCUUCAGAUAGUAGCCACUGCUAGGAGCAGCACCGCGACUGCCGUCAUCACCCUGGAGAUUAUUAAAGACGACAAUAUUACUCCAGUAUUCGAGAAGCCAUUUUACACCGGGACCUAUGAUCCCAACACCCCGACCGGUUUGGCUGUUCAGCCAAUAGUAUUCACACAGGGUUACGAUGGAGUUGAGUCUGUGGUUCUAAGAGGAGAUCACGAAGUAUUCUUCAGAGCGACGCAGGAGGGACCUGUCGUUACAGUACACGUGUCCACUAUCCCGGCGGAACUGUUUGACUUGGGCCGCAUUGUACUAUCCUUGGAAGCCACGAAACCAAGGACUGUGGGGGCCAAAGCUACACUAAUCGUCACCCUACCCACAGUGGUUCCUGUGCAAUUCGAAAGCGCCCACUAUGACGGUAAAAUUGAAAAUAACAACCUUCGUCUCUCGCCGCUGUUGCUCAGUCAGGGUUACGAAGAUUCCGUUGUGACAGCCAGCUUCGUACAGAGCGAAUAUUCUGCAUUCUUCAGUGCCGUCGUUCAGGACAACAUAGUCACAGUGUCAAUGACAGAAUUAGAUCAGACUGCUAUAGACCAGAACAGCUUCAUCAACCUUCAGAUAGUAGCCACUGCUAGGAGCAGCACCGCGACUGCCGUCAUCACCCUGGAGAUUAUUAAAGACGACAAUAUUACUCCAGUAUUCGAGAAGCCAUUUUACACCGGGACCUAUGAUCCCAACACCCCGACCGGUUUGGCUGUUCAGCCAAUAGUAUUCACACAGGGUUACGAUGGAGUUGAGUCUGUGGUUCUAAGAGGAGAUCACGAAGUAUUCUUCAGAGCGACGCAGGAGGGACCUGUCGUUACAGUACACGUGUCCACUAUCCCGGCGGAACUGUUUGACUUGGGCCGCAUUGUACUAUCCUUGGAAGCCACGAAACCAAGGACUGUGGGGGCCAAAGCUACACUAAUCGUCACCCUACCCACAGUGGUUCCUGUGCAAUUCGAAAGCGCCCACUAUGACGGUAAAAUUGAAAAUAACAACCUUCGUCUCUCGCCGCUGUUGCUCAGUCAGGGUUACGAAGAUUCCGUUGUGACAGCCAGCUUCGUACAGAGCGAAUAUUCUGCAUUCUUCAGUGCCGUCGUUCAGGACAACAUAGUCACAGUGUCAAUGACAGAAUUAGAUCAGACUGCUAUAGACCAGAACAGCUUCAUCAACCUUCAGAUAGUAGCCACUGCUAGGAGCAGCACCGCGACUGCCGUCAUCACCCUGGAGAUUAUAAAAGACGACAAUAUUACUCCAGUUUUCGAGAAGCCAUUUUACACCGGGACCUAUGAUCCUGACAGGAAAUUGAUAAUUGAGCAAAUAUUAUUUAGUCAGGGUUAUGAUGGAGUUGACUCCGUGGCCUUUGACGGAGAACACAAGAGAUUCUUCACAGCGACGCGGAAUGGAGCCCACGUUACAAUAGAAGUAUCAACUAUUCCGCCUGAGUUAUUCAACUUGGGGCACAUAAUAUUGCCUUUGCAAGCUACAAAGCCAAGGACUGUGGGUGCUACUACUGCAGUGAUCAUCACUCUGCCUGCAGGUUCGGAGCCGGAAGAUAAUGUAUCAUUCCAGAACCUCGUCCACCGAGGCACUGUUCAAGACAAUGUCGUCCAACACGAGGAUAUCAGAAUACUUGGUUUCGAUGGAACAACUGUCGACUUACAUGGAGAAUACUCAGACCUGUUCGCGGCGCGUGUCACGAAUGGUUUGGUGUCGGUGGCACUGAAGCUAGAACAGAACCUCCCCGCUGCCGUCACACGCGUAGCCCUUGAGCUCCACGCAAGAAGCGCAAGAGCUGUAUUGCUUCUUAAUGUCUUGGGAUCAGGUAGAUACGGUUUAAAUAAUUAAAUACUCGUAAUUAGA